Messenger RNA from Psylliodes chrysocephalus, 3995 nucleotides. Lineage: Eukaryota; Metazoa; Arthropoda; Insecta; Coleoptera; Chrysomelidae. The record is from the annotation of a GenBank genome assembly.
CCGAUGGUGUCAAAACUCGCUUGUAUAUUUAACAGUCGCAAUAGUAUGCGAUUAAAUUUUUUUUAGGAAGUUCAUAGAAAAACGGAUAUAAACACUCAACAAAUUAGAUACAGAUUAUUCAUUAUCUGUGAUAGACAACGAGGACUUCUCAUAUCAUUUUUAGUUUGGUUUGGGAUCGUGAUCAGUCCGAUAGAGGGGACCGCGGACCGCAGCGUAGCCGAGAGACCGGACAGAUCAUCGAGUUCGGGGGGCCACAAGGCAAGAAGGCAGACACACCACUCACCUACCACCUCCCAUUACUAACCGUGUAGAGACUGGGUACCAACAAACCAUCGCACCGUAUACCUGUCGAGCCGAGCCGUGUGUCGUGAUGUUUAGAAAUUGAUUUCUCAUUUCAUUUCAGAAAAAUUAGUAUUUAGUCGCAGUGAUGUCGAACCAAAAAUCGCGUUUGUGCCACAUACAGAAAUGGGAGAACUUCGAUGGGUACGGGUUCAAUCUGCACGCCGAAAAGGGCAAACCAGGACAAUACAUCGGCAAGGUGGACGAUGGAUCUCCCGCUGAAGCGGCUGGCCUAAGACAAGGCGACAGAAUCUUGGAAGUUAACGGCGAAAGCAUCGCCAACAAAACGCAUAAACAAGUCGUGGAAUUGAUCAAAUCCCAAACGGGCGAAACUAAAAUACUGGUGGUCGAUCCCGAUGAAGACGGCAUUAUCCCUACCGAAGUUAAAAAUAACGAAAAGCACGAGAUGUCGAAGAAGGAACAACAAGAAAACGGCCAGUUGAAUCUCAGCAUGACCGCUGCCGAACUCAGAGCCAAAUUGGCGGCCAAAAAAAAGUUCGAUCCGAAGAAAGAAGCCAUGGAUUUUAAGCAAAAAUUCGAUAUCGUGCAAAAACUCUAAAAAGUGAAUCUCUCGAAAUGAAAUAAAAAGGAUACAUUCUUGUGGAAGGACAGCGUGACCUUGCUUGUCUAUUAGCAUACAGGUGUUAUAUAAAUAAUGUGACUUGUGCAUCUGAGGUUGCUGUUGCAAGCGGAACUGAGGAUUUUGAAACUAAUAUUGUUCAAAACAUAAGUUUUUAAAUAUGUAUAAUAAUCAAUAAUUAAUCGCGUAAAAUAGGUAAGCUGUUUUUUAAUGAAUUUGAAUGGAAUAUAUGCAAUAAAAUUGUGUUCUUGAACAAUUAUUGGUUCACAGCAAUCAUUUCUAUAAUCAUUAAAAAAACAGGUUGUUAUUUACGGUUUUUUGCGAUUUAAUUCAACCAGAGUUGUAUAAUAUUCAUAAUAAAUAUUCUAGGAAUUAUUACAUUCAUAACUGAACACCUCAUCGUCAACCACAUGGGUUGUUUUUAGACCAAAACCACAUUUUUGAAUCACAAUUUAUUUAUAAAUUACGUCUUACGCAUUGCUUUUAAUAUUUAUCGGUUCUUUGAAUAAAACCAUAUUGCUUCAAACAAAUCAUUUAUAAUUUUUCAUCAGCAUAAUUAUUGUGAUUUAAGAGCUCAAUUGUAUUCAUAUUUUUUUGAAUUUUGGUGAAGUGAGUCAGAAAUUUUGUUCCAAUUGGGUUUUUUCUAUUUUACCUAAUCGCAAACUUUGAUAAAAAGCUCCAAAAAGUUGAAUCAAUAAAUCACUUUUUGUCAGUAUUGAAAUUGUUUAAAUUUUGAAUCGGAAAAACGUUAUUCUUAAUCAAAAAUGACUAUUUUGUACGAAAAAUACAAGGUGUUUCGUAAUGAUGUUCCAAUAUUUUAAAACAUUUAAGGGGUGUUUUUAAUUAAAUUUUGUAAUUUGGGUUCUCUCUGUCGAAAUAUUUAGGUCUCAAAAUAGUGAAAGAAAAAAUAGUUUUAUUUAUUAUUUUUUUUUUUUCUUGAAAAUGGUUGGACUUAUAGAAAUUGUAAUUUUGGUACACGUUAUCCUUUAGUAGAACCCUAUUUUGUGUCUUCUUUUAGUUCAUAUUUCUAAAGGGUAGAAAUUAGCAACCUCCCUUUUCAUUUUUUCAGAACUUUUUUCUUUAAACGCCAAUUAUAACAAAACAACAUUAAUAGGUACUACAAAUAAUUUAGAAACUUUUUCACUGUUGUACUUUUUUCUUACAUUCAACAGUUUACGUACAAAACAAAAAAAAAGAAGACCCAAAUUAUAAAAUGUUGUAAGAAAACCCCCUAGAACACUUAAAAUAUUGAAACGUUAUUACGGAACACCCUGUAUAUUUCUUCUGAUUAAGUUUCUCAAUACUCAAAAUCAAUAUAUCCACGAUAAUUUUUUUUUACUAAGAUUUUUUUUUAAUAACUAGCAGAGAGCAAACAUUAAGUUUAGAAUCACAAAUAAAUCGCAUGGUGCUAAAUAUGGACUAUUAAGUGGGUGUAACAACUCAGGGAAUCUACAAUGCUUUGAACUUCGCACCUUAUAGCUCCUACAUUUGUCCUGCAAAAGCAAAUGAUGCAAUGAUUUACGCUUUAUUCAGUGAUCUGAUAUCAAUAACUUUUCAAAUUUCUUCAUGGAUUCUCUCUGUUACGUCUUAGAGAAAAUCCAAAACUUUUUUGAUUAAUUAUGUUUUUAUUUUCAAUUUCAUACAUUUUUUUAAUAAUGUUGAACAGUUUUUAUAAAUAUAAAAAGUGAUAAACAAUAAUACUAUGUAUCCUUAGAUGUUUUCCUAUAUUUGCAUUAAUUACCACUUUAAUUAAUUUAAAAUUAAUUAAAAUGAAACUGAUUUGAAAGUAAAAUAACCAUUAGUCGAAAUAAUUAUAUUUUAUCCAGAAAAAUUACUUGUUCCCGGAAAUAUAUGCUAAUUUCUAAAGUUUACCUAAAUUUUCAAAUUUCUAAUAAUAGUGAUCGAUUUUAAAGGUAAAUUUUUUUCACUAAUUGGUUUGUUUAUCCUAAUUUUUUUAAAAGUUUGUUCACAUUUUAUCACAUCAAUAUAGGGUUCCACUAAUGUUGAUUAAAUUAAGAAGAAAAAUAUAUGUAAUAUUUUAAAUCGAAUACCCUGUAUAUUUUAAUGUCAUUCAAAGAAGAGAUUCAUCUUGUUUUCAAAAAUAUAUAGUUUGAUAUUUUUUACAUUCUUAAAAAUACAGAUUAGAGUUUUCAAGUAAUACUGCAAUUUUCCUUAAUUUAACUAAUAUUAGUGGAACAAACUUUAAAAAACUUUUGGGUAAACGAAAUCAAUUAGUGAAAACCUUAUUUCUUUAGAGCAAUUAAUAAGCUUACAUUGAAAAUCAAUCAGUCUUAUUUGGUAAAUUGUGUGAAUAUGCAAUUCUAAAAGUUUAUUAAUGUAAAAUUACCUGUCACGUUACAUAAAUUGUAAUUUUAUAUAAUAGUAACAAUAUUCUUAAUGUAUCUAAAAAUAAUUGAGAUUCCUUCAUCACAAUUUGCAGGCAACUAUAAAUAUAGAAUGUGUUUAGCAGGUGUUUAGUUAGACCGUAGUCAAGUGCCAUAAAAACCAAUUACGCAGGUAGUUCUUGAUGAGGGUCCACCCUAACUGAAUAGUUUAAUAUAUUAUGUGAUUUUUUGGCACUGGACUAUUUUUUCCACCCUCAAAAAUUGUUCUCAACUUAGUUUAGUGAUUCACCAAACAACUUAAGAUUUACGCAACAGUUCUUUUAAUUGUCAAUUAGUUUUGUCAAUAUAUCUUGUAAUAGUUUAGUAACUACUUCGAUUGUUAAAUUCAAGAGUCAUCUAGAUUGUUUCCUGUAAUGUAAUGAAAAAGUUUGUGUUUUACUCUUUGAUGCGUUGAAUAAAACUAGCAAGCACUGUUAUUCAUCACACGAAUUUGAUUUUAUUUUAACGAAAGUGUUUUAUUUUGAAACUUAGACUGCUAAAUUUUUAGUAUAUAUUUUUUUGAGAUUUAAAAUUAAUUUGUUUCUUUCUAAAAAAUCCAUAUUCUUCAUUUUCAUUCCGUAUUAAAUCAUAUUUUUUUUUUACUGGAUUUUAGAUGAAAACGAAUAUAUUUAAAAAAAAACAGAAUCUCGUAUUUUUGUUAUAUUGUUAUUUGAAAAAUAAAAUUUGUUUUG